AUGGCAAGAAAAUCAGCUCCGAUAGAUGCUAACGGCCACAGUCGCAGUAUCGAGUCUAUCAACAGCUUAACGCGACCACAAUUGUAUGGUAUUUACGACUCAGACAUCACUAUAAGCGAGGAUAACGAAGUAUACGAAGAAGCGAAAAAAUCCCUGGGACGGUUUCCCAAAUCUUGGACAAGAAGCAAUGGCAAGACAAAGCAUCAGUCAGGCCUCCAAAAAACGCUGCGUUUGUUGUGGUCUUUGUCGCUGCUGGGGGUUGCUGGGAUUUCGUAUAACGAGCUCAGUAAGCAAUUGCAUGACAAUCACGAACUGCAUGCAAAGCUGGCUUCAAGGCCAUUAGCUUUGGGUGUGGAAAUUUGCAGAACGCUGAGUUUCGGAAUGGUGCCAACAUGGCUGGCGUACGCGCUGGAAGGUGUGCUUUUUGGCUCUUUGCUACCUCUUAUCGAGACUUUGGGAGGCCACCCAGUGCAAACAACGACUUUUGCCUCAUUCUUGCGCUGUGUCAACGCAACUUUGGGCGUUGCAUUUGGUAUUCGCAAAAUAGAAUGGAGCUCCUCAUUGCAGGCUAGCGGUGCAUGGUUUCUGCUCAACAUUGUUCUUUGGAUGUUUUUCGAUGGGACGCCGUCAAUGCUGCUGGGAUGUUCGGGCAUUGGCACAAUAGCCACUAUCACCUGUUACCGCGACGUGACGGACUAUUCACAAAUGUUAUAUUUCAUGGACUUUUAUUUCUUGGGUCUACUACUAUUUGGAAAGCUUGGAAGGUAUCUCUACGGACAAAAAGCUUAG
Messenger RNA from Lachancea sp. 'fantastica', 789 nucleotides. NCBI's taxonomy places the organism in Eukaryota, Fungi, Ascomycota, Saccharomycetes, Saccharomycetales, Saccharomycetaceae. The record is from the annotation of a GenBank genome assembly.